Messenger RNA from Callorhinchus milii (elephant shark), 2916 nucleotides. RefSeq names its product protein ELFN1-like. Lineage: Eukaryota; Metazoa; Chordata; Chondrichthyes; Chimaeriformes; Callorhinchidae. Gene Ontology annotation, molecular function: protein binding. Gene Ontology annotation, cellular component: plasma membrane. The record is from RefSeq and is a predicted model, not a curated record.
GCUAUCCAAAGCUCUUUACCAGGACUCCUAGACCUCAGGGGGAUGGCUCUGUUCAGUCUCUGUCUCUGGGUCUCUCUGGUUGUACUGAUGAAUGCUGUGCUAGUUCGUGCAGACUGUUGGCUUAUAGAAGGAGAGAAAGGAUUUGUCUGGCUGGCAAUCUGUAGCCAAAAUCAACCCCCAUAUGAAGCCAUCCCACAGCACAUCAACAGCACAGUGGUGGACCUUAGACUGAAUGAGAACAAGAUCAAAAGUAUUCAGUUUUCCUCCCUGAAUAGAUUUGGCAACUUGACUGAUCUGAACCUGACGAAAAAUGAUAUUUCCUACAUUGAGGAUGGAGCCUUUUCAGCCCAGUUUAACCUGCGUAUCUUACAACUCGGAUUCAACAGGCUUCGGAACCUCACUGAGGGAAUGCUCAGGGGGCUGGGCAGACUGGAAUAUCUCUACCUGCAGGCAAAUUUGAUUGAAAUCGUUAGUCCAAACACCUUUUGGGAAUGUUUGAGCAUAAUAAACAUUGACUUGUCCAUGAACCGCUUGCAGAUGCUUGAGAGUUCCACUUUCACUGGGCUGAGCAAACUCUAUGUCUUUGAGAUCUAUGGCAACCCAUUUCACUGCUCGUGCGAGUUGCUGGGUUUUCUGAAUUGGUUUGCACAGUUUACCAGCACAGCCAGGAGUACAGAUCGAACACAGUGCGCAUCUCCUGCUGAUGUAGAAGGUGAUGUCCUGUUGAAUCAAAGAGGAUUGAGUUCCAAGAGUGCUCUGACCAUCCUCGCCUCCACAUGUGAUGAAGAAGUGUAUUCCAUUGACACAAAACUGAUCUUUAACCAACCUCCGACCAGCCAACCAGUUGUGCCAGAAGGCCCCUGUGGCAUUGAAGACUGCCCCUCGGGUGAUGGCUCAACUCUCAUAGUAACUUUCCAGACCCCAUUCAGUGAGACAAACGAUACACCAGUCAUCAAAUUGAAAGAAGUAAACCUAACCACAGCCACUCUCAGGGUCCAUGUCCCAUCUGUUUUUAAUAAAAUGUACAUCUUAGUGCAGUUUAACAAAAGUUUCUUCACCGACAUCAAGAACCUGAGCACAGAAACAGAGGAGAUUGAGAUAAAGGGUCUGAAGCCUCAGACUAAGUACACCUAUUGUGUGACUUCCAUUCAGAAUUCGCUCAGGUACAAUCAUACCUGUCUCACCUUCCCCACGAGGAAUCAAGCGAAAGCACAGACAACCACAUCUUCCAAAGCCACGCACUACAUCAUGUCAGUCCUAGGCUGCCUCUUCGGGCUGGUCAUUGUCCUGGGAGUGAUCUACUAUUGCGUGCGAAGGCGAAGACUGCUGGGAGGGAAGCACAAGAAAUCAGGAAGCGUCAAGAAGACCAUCAUUGAGCUGAAAUAUGGCCCCGAGCUGGAGACCAUCACUAUCACCCAGCUCUCACAGAAACCCGUGCCACCCGGUGACCCCAUGUCACCCAGGGUGCCCUUCCUACCUGCCUCCGAGGCCAUGGACGAUUACGAUAUCCAGGAAAUACCAGACAGUCCCAAAGCCAUCAGGGGAAGUUACAUGGACGUCAGGACAGGCGAACACUCCCAUCACAGAGAUGUUGUGGAGAGCAUGUUUGGGGAAAACCAAAGUUCUACGGCUGAAAUCUCGACGAUAGCUAAGGAAGUGGAUAAAGUCAAUCAGAUUAUCAAUAACUGUAUAGACGCCUUAAAGUCGGAGUCUGGCUCUUUCCAAGGGGGGAAGUCAGGGGCUGGGGCUUCUGUUGACCCCCAGUUAUUAAUGAUCACUGAAAAUCCCCAGGGAAGAUCUAAUUUUCUGUCCCCUGUCUACCAGGAUGGUUACCAUCAUCUCCAGAGGCACAGCAGUAUGGAUGUGAUACCCAAAAGCUCCAGCAUGUCUUCCAACUGUUCCAUGCGAAGCCCCAGGUUAUUCCGUUCAGAGACUUCUGCUGGUCCCUUUUACACGUCCGAGACAAAAUACAUUGAGAGGAUGUCUCCUACACGCAGCGCAGUCCGCUCUGCCAGCUCAGGUCCUCACCUGAGAUCAGAUGCAAUGCGACAGUAUGGUGAGCAUUGUCACCUCUACGCGGGAAUGCAUCACGGGAGCAAAGAGUCGAGGAGCCAGAGUCCAUGUGUUAUGGAGCCCUUAUCUAGAUCCCGGCGGAACCUGGCCUACUCGCAGUUCUCCCCACAGUACCACAACAUCAGCUACUCCUCCAGUCCCGAAUACUCCAGCAGAUCAUCCAAGGGAGUCUGGGAACGGUACAAGCCCCACGAGAAAUGUCACAGAAGGGAGGAGUACUUGGCAGCAGGGUACGCCCUGAGGAAGAAAGUCCAGUUUGCAACAGAUGAGGAUUUGCACGAUAUCCUGGACUACUGGAAGGGGGUGUCCGCCCAGCACAAAUCCUGAUUCCUCAGCAACUGAGAGACUCAAUGGGACCAAAAGGAAAUUCAUGUAAACACAACAGUUUUUAAUCUGACCAACUCAACUGUUCUUGCGCUGAUGCACUACAAUUGUGACACUGACUUUAACAAUCAGUAUAAGAUUUCUUAUAUAUACGUAUAUAUAAGCCCGGAAGCCUUGGAAUGUUGGAUAUUAUUUAUCGCAUGACCCUGUGCUGUGACUGUGACUCACUGUAGUGUACAUAGAGACAUUACUCGCUGUACACCCAACGUGACUGGACUGUGCUGUGUAACUGUACCUCACACAUGCUGCUCACAUCCUUGCAUUGUAUAGUACGAUUUACCAGUAAAAUCUCCGCAAUUCUGUACAGAUAAAUUUCUAUAUUUGCAAUGAUGUUUCUGGUAUUACACCUGUUUGUAUCAGGUUUUAAUCAUGGAUUUUACAGAAGUUGUUUGUUUCCAAUGAAUGUCUCCUCUGACAAGUGACCCCGAGCAUUGGAUAAAAACUGCACUGGUGAAAGAA